Molecule: messenger RNA, 4776 nt
Organism: Aquila chrysaetos chrysaetos
Lineage: Eukaryota; Metazoa; Chordata; Aves; Accipitriformes; Accipitridae
Gene: MMP23B
Product: matrix metallopeptidase 23B
Exons: 8
Coding region: 843-1943 (366 amino acids)
Biological process (GO): proteolysis; extracellular matrix organization; collagen catabolic process
Cellular component (GO): extracellular matrix
Molecular function (GO): metalloendopeptidase activity; zinc ion binding
Source: RefSeq, a predicted model, not a curated record
AAGCUGAGGUACCCCGAAUCAGUAUGAUUCUGAAAAUACUUGUCUUUCUCAGCAUGAUAACCCCUGACUGGGUAGCUCCCAAGUACACAAGAAAUUUGCAGGUCAGUUGCCAAGUUUCAUGGAAGAGGGAGUUGAUGUUUACUUUUCUCUGAGUUUGUAAACUCCCUGACCAGAAUUUCCUAAGCAGAGAAACCCUGCCUGGUCUCUCACAGCAUCUCAUUUUUCAUUCUGCUCCUGAAGACAGCCCUUGACAAAUGACAGCUCUUCUAGUGUUAAGCAUCCCUAAUGAAACAUUCCAAGGGCAUGAUGCUGGCUUCUGGAUUCCUUUUUCUGCCCCCUCCCCCAAUUUUUUCAUUACAUAAAGCUGACAACUGCAGAUUUGUCCUCUGUUGAUUAUACAGUUAAAAGAGUUCAUGUCCAUCCCAGCUUGUUUCACUGCUGCUUUUCCUCCGCCAGCCCAACUUUCAGCUGCGGUAAUAUGAUACCACUUGGCAGAGGCUAAGAGAAUCUUUGGCACAUUGGAAACAGGCUUAAUGUAAAGUCUACAUUUUUUUUUUUUUUUUUUUUUUUUUUUUUUUAGAGCUUUUUGAAACUCUAGUGGUUCUGCACAACUUUGGCAGUGACUGCAGGGCUGCUCAGAAAUACUCCAAAUGCAACUGUGAGCAAAAGGAUUACCAAUGCAUUCUGUGAAGAGAAUGUCUUAGUAUCUGUCGCAUCUCCCUCUAAAAAGUAUUAAAGAACGACAUGGAUCAAGUAGAGCAACUUUCUGCAAACAGAAGGAAGAGCUUCCUCUCAGUUGACAAGAAAAAGAGCAAUAGCUGUAGAACCAUUGUGGGAUUUUUAUGCAUAUUCCCUGUGGUGGCUUUGCUGGCUAUUGUGGGAGAUCCAGCUGGAGCUGCAGUUCAGAAAAGUCAGAUGCCACAUCACCUGGUCUUCAUGGAGCGAGUGUCUCUGCUUUGCACAGUCCAGCUUUCCCACCUCGGCCUCCAGCACGGAGAAAACGAUACACGAUCACACCAGGACACUUGAAAUGGGACCACUUCAACUUGACAUACAAAAUCCUGUCCUUUCCAAGAAACCUCAUAAACGCCAGGGACACACGCAAGGGACUAGCGGCUGCGUUCCGAAUGUGGAGUGAAGUUUCACCGUUCAGCUUCAGAGAAGUGCCACGCCACGUAGCGAGUGACUUGAAAAUAGGCUUCUACUCUAUCAAUCACACAGACUGCCUGGAGUCUCUUAUUCACCACUGCUUUGAUGGAACAACAGGGGAACUUGCCCAUGCCUUCUUCCCACCCAACGGGGAAAUCCAUUUUGAUGACCAUGAAUAUUGGAUAUUGGGGAAUACCCGGUUCAGCUGGAAAAAAGGUGUUUGGCUGACAGAUCUGGUACAUGUAGCAGCUCACGAAAUAGGACACGCCUUAGGACUCAUGCACUCCCUGAAUCCCAACGCCCUCAUGCACAUCAAUGCCACUUUGACUGGGAAAAAGACCAUCUCUCAAGAUGAAGUCUGGGGAAUUCACAGACUUUACGGAUGUAAAGACAGAUUAUUUAUGUGCCCAUCAUGGGCACAAAAAGGUUUCUGUGAGAAACGUAGGAAGUUGAUGAAAAAGCACUGUCCAUCCACCUGUGACUUCUGCUACGAAUUUCCAUUUCCAACAGUCCCCCCUACUCUGCCCCCACCAAGGACAAAAACCAAGACUGUUUCUGAAGGCAGGAACGUCACCUUCCGCUGUGGACAGAAGAUAAUUCAUAAAAAAGGCAAAGUUUACUGGUAUAAAGAUAAGGAGCUUCUGGAAUACUCAUAUCCAGGUUACUUAUCCUUAAAUGAAGAUCACAUGAGCAUCAUUGCAAAUGCAAUUAAUGAAGGAACUUACACUUGUAUAGUAAAGAAAAAAGAAAGAAUCUUGACUACUUAUUCCUGGAGAAUCAGACUGAAGCACUAACAAGGGCCCUGGACUGAGCACUUCAAUUACUGCUAGUUCUGUUUCAAAUUCAAAACAUUUCUUUGGCAUUUUAUAUUUAAUCUCCAGUAGUGCAACUGAACUUCUAAAAUCAACUGCUUCCAUACCUUGGGCAAAAAAGACUCUGAGACUUGAUUACUGGAAUGCAAAACUUUUCCACAUUAGUUUUAAUGAUAAAGAAUUUAUCAAGUAUGCUGUACAGAGAAUUAAAUUUUUUUUUUUAAAAAAAAGUGUCAGAUUUUGCAUUUAAACUAUGUGGAUCACUGUGGACUGCUGAAAAACAAGAACAUAACUCUUCAUCAAACAAAUGAACGAACGGAGUGAUGGCUCAGGUAUGUUGCAGUGGAGGCAAAGGUAUUGUGGAAGGAAAAUGACCAGUUAUACUCUGUAAGUGUUUUGCUGUCAUUUUUUUAGAUCCUGGUGCAUAGCAAUAGAAGCAUGUAUAAAAAAAGUAUAAGACCUAAUAUUACUUUUACUUGCCAGGAGGAUGUAGGGUCACAACAAACCCUUACUCCAUUCCACAUUUUGAUGUGUUCAGGUCAAGUAUCCACAGAAUGUCUUCUCCCCCCGCAACCGUUUUUCUGUGGUUUGUAUUUAUUACUUGUGUAAUCUUAUCCCAAUAGACUAUUUACCUCCAUCAGCAGCUCCUCAUAACUUGUCCUUCAGGUGUCUGAUCAAGAAGCCUCUCAACUCCUUCAAGAGAGAUGAGGUAAUUUCCAUCACUAUCCUCCCCCCGUCACCCAAAUGAUGAGGUAAAUGUGCCGCAUCCAACAGGAAAAUAGCAUUAGUAGUGGUAGGCAAAGCCUAUUACACUCAAACAUCUACAGUGGUGGAGCAUUCAUUUGCACAGUUAGGAAUCCCUGACAUUCAUUACAUUUAGCAAGACCCUUACUUGUAUUAAAGCAGCCUACAUUGCUCUUUGUCUUAGGUUCAUCCUUUUUUAGUUGUCCUCUUAACCUCUUGAAACAAGUUUCUUCCUACUUAAAAGUACCAACAAAACUGCAAAGCAUCUCACACACUGCAGUAUAUGUCAGCAGCCUAGGAAGACCUCUGUAUUAGAGCAGAAAGGCUCUAUCAGUAAAAUUCUCCUCUUGUUCUAGGACAGUUUUACCAUCACAGUUAGCUAAGAGCACAGCAUAGUAUAAAACUUAAAAAUGUGUCUUUGCAUGGACAAUUAAGCUCAGGAUCAUAAAAGGCAAGCACUCUAUGCAAACAUAGACAAUUGAGACAAAAUAAAAGCUGAGAUGCAGUAACCAAACAAUGUUGCACUACUCAGGGAGAGCCCUUUUACAAAAAAGAAAUGGAGGUUACACAUAUCUCUCAUAACCAUAUUAAAUUUCCAUUGCAAUCCAGCUUUAGGUUUUCUUUGUUUUACUAUAACUUUCCCAACUUAGAUGAAUAAUCCUUUUUGUCAGGAACAUACAUCUUGCAGCAACGUCCACGCUGGCUGCAACAAUGCCAAGGAAGCUAGGAAGGAAAUAAUUUCACAGAGUGCAAGAUGCAUAGCACAGCUUGAAAUACAAAAUAUGCAGUCAUAUUCUAAUCCUUUAGAGCUUAGCACAGGCCAUGGCAAAAUAGCUCUCCUUUGCUGUACUCACUGGGAUGUUGCAAAAACCCCUGCUUUUCGAUGGGUUAUUGAUCUCCACCUGUGAGGAAUCUUGCUAAAAUCAGGCAUAUUUCAGUUAACAGACUAGUAAUAGAACUGUUUCUCCUUCAGUACUAGGCAAUCAAUCAGGCCUGAAGAGAAAACAGUUCUGUACUCCUCCACAGGAAAAACAACAACAACAAACCCUACUGGUUUCAAAAUUUAACACAGAUUUUAGUACAUCCAAAUUCCAGAAAAACUCUUAAAAUGUACUGAAAUUGAUAAAUUAUAAACAUUCUAAGUUAAUCCUUUUACUGGACUGGUGCUGAGUUCUGAUUGCCUCAAUACUCCUGUUCCCAGAAAAGAAUGAUAGCAUUAUAAAUCAGAGACUCAAAAGGAUGCGAUUCCUCCGGUCUUUCAUCUUACAAGCAAGGACUGGAAUAUGGCAUUAUAGAAUCAGUAAAGCUAAGCUCUUCUUUUUAUGGAAAAAGGGCAUAUUUAAAAGAACUUUCUAGAAAAUAAAGUUUCAAGCCUCCAUAUUAAAUCUUUUUAGUUUUAAAAAACAAUUAAACUAUUUUUAGUACUACUUUUGCACCAGUACCAUUAUAAAUACACAUAUACAACGCAUCAAACAGUAUUCAGCUCAGCAGUGCACCCAAAAAUAGUGUCAGUGAGUAUCGAGCCCAACCCAGCCUAGCUCUCUCCAAGGCACACAACAGGAAAGAAACCUCAGAACUGUUAUGGUUUUUUGCACCAACUAUAUUCAGACACAUACAAUUUACUUAAAUUAAAAAAAGUUGUUUGCCCAGGCUGACAAUAUGCUGUAAUAGUGUCAGCACAGAUCUGGGGAGCAGCAGGGGGGGAAUAAGUUUCCACUCUAGAAGACUUAAUGCCACCAACAUCCAAGUUUGCUGCAUGUGAAGAAAUGAAAUCCUUCACACUAUUAAACAAUUAGAAAUGUAUUUUAAUUCUACAAAUUUACAAGGAAAAACAACAAAACAAAACAAACCCAACAAAAAAAACUAAAAAUAAAACAGAAACUGUUCAAGGAUUGUACUUCAAGUUUUCCUUUGUUAAAUUUUGUAAUGAUCCUUGGCUUUUCAGGUUAAUUCCAGUCCUCUAAUGGAAUGCAGCAGUUAUACUCCACACCCAGCAAGAGCCUUUGAAUCUGUGAUGACAUUUGACUUUUUUUUUUUUCCUGUGAAAAACAUCGAGUUUCCCUGACGUGAA